GGGGGGGGGGGGCAUUCUCAUUCAUCCAUUUUUGUACCUUAUAUUUGUUUUUAAACAAAUCAUUGCAAAUUCCAACUAGACUGAUUAAUUUACAAUAGCUGUUGAAUCAUUUUGAGCGCACGAGAUUCAACUGCGUUCGGGCUCGGCAGCCGUUUGCAGUUGAUUAGCGUCGGUGCGCUCGCUUCAAAAGCGUCAUCAAUUUCAUCGCUCGCUGGCUCCACUUGACUUGCAACCAGUCCAGGAUGUGCCCCUGCUUCUCACCCGAGAUCGGAUCGGAUCCAGUAGAAAAUGGACCGAUGGAAAAUCAAAACCUGCUGAAGCAACAAAACAAGAAACCGUUCUCAUUUAUUAUAGUGAAAUCUCAAGGGGAUCCCUCAAGGAUGUGUCCUAGAUCCCCUGCUUAUCUCUGCCACCUGUUUUUAAAAUCAUUUUGAAUAAUCCCACGCUAUCUUUUGAAUGCAAAGUCCCUUCUUUGAUAUGAAUGAGCACGGUGGUCCAAAUAUGCAUGUCUCUCGCAUUAGCGUGCAGCUGGACCCUUUCACACUUGCGAAUGACAAUGACAGCGCGUCCGCACAGCUGCGCGAUUAGCAUGUCCUGCGGCUCAAUUUAUGUGCGAGAACCUCCCGCGAUAUUUAGCGCCGCCCGUGCCGUUUGAUAGCCGUGUGGCGCGUCUGGUUUCUGAUGAGGUCCAGUGCAGCUUCUCUUGGAGGCCCGCCGCUUUGAUUGGCGGCAGUUUAAAAAGGUCAGCGAAUGUUAAGGAAGCGGGGGCGGGGCUGGCACAGGGUGGAAGAAGCAAAACGGCUUAUUAUGGAAAUGUCAUUCACUAUGUACUGAUAGACAUUGUUGCCAGCACGUGCAGAAACGCAGGAUGGACAAAAUUGCCGCAGCGUGCCACACAUACCAAUUUUUUCAAACAAAUUUUAAAAUGAGAGAGACUCCACACAGUGUUUACUGCUCUUUUAUUGACGUGCAUGACCGAGAUCACCUCCACAACGCCACAGACACAAGUCUGACGUGAGAGGUGUCCAGACUGCCGAUCGGGGACGGAAAAUCUUUCUUAGCACACCUCGCACCACAGGAUACUCGCUCAGGAUCCUCUUUUACAGACAUCCGAUAAUCGGGCUUUCAUCUGACUUUGAUCGGAAGGGAAGAAAAAUCCUCCAAUUUGGCUCGAUUGUCGAUAUGCGCGAACCCCGCUUUCGCUACUUUCUUUACGGUCGGGUCGCAGGUUCGACAGACACCUGUUGCUAGGCAGAAUGGUCACGUUCUAAAGAUUGUCACCAGUUUCCGUGGCAGAUUACCGGAAAGAAAUCAACCGAAACCAAAAAGGCAAGAAGAGGUGGCAGUAACACAGUCAGAAACACAUUGGAAAAAAAAAAUGACUCCAAAAACCACGAUUAGUAUGAGAAGUUUAUUCAUACACAAAUUUGCCACUUUGUUGUCUCGUCGCCGUCUCACUUUCUUUGUCUGUCUUGCUGUUUGUUAAAAAGAAAGAAAAACUCCCCAAAAAAAUAGAGAUACUGUGCAUGCUUUUUAUUGGACAAGGAUGAUAUGGAAAAUGAAUGAACUUCUCAUAUGCAGUUAUCAUCUUUUUUUUUAACAAAUGAUCAGGAAUUGAUUAUCUUGUCCACCUAAUUAUCGAGUUAUCAUAGUCGAAACUCAGAUGUUGGAAAGCAACAUGACUAAUGUUGAGUUGUAUUUCUUUCGCACACAACACAACACUCAACACACCCAAAAUCCAAUUUGUUCCUGACACGUUAUUCCAAAGUUUCAUUGGAGCGGAUGUUACUAUUGGAGCCUGACAACGUUUAUGUUCCAUUUCCAGACACAGUGCCAUAAACAAUGUUGUUGUUGGGGUUUUUUUUUUUCUUAGUAAACAAUGAUGCGACUUUAUUGUUUCAAUAAUACUGCAAAUGUUCAUCUAUGCCAUUGAUUUAGAGUGACAGGCAGUUGGAUGAAAUGCGCUUCCACGGCAUCAUUCUUGAUUUACGUACAGCCGACCCCAGCUGCCCCCGGGGGGCCGUGCCGUGACGAAAAUCUGCGAGUGAUUGUUGCCACCGCACAAAAAGGCCGCGAGAUGGAGGCAAAGAACUACUUCUGUCCAAAAUGAAGCUCCUUAACUCACUUGAACAGUUGCUUGGUGCCAGAUGAGCAGACAAAAAGCAGCAAAUAGGGGGUCACGGAAAGCUUCGGCGCCGCCAUCCAAGCCCUGGGCGCCGGCCAGCUGACGGACGGCGUGAUUAGGCGCAGUAAACGGAUGAUGCUGGACACCCUCGGCGUGGGCCUGCUCGGAUCCAGGACGGACGUCUUCGACAAAGUUCUCAAGUACAGCCGGUCGUUCCAGUCAGAGGAGAAUAGCAGCGUUUGGGGCAAAUCGGACACGACUGUGCCGCCGCACUUCGCCGCGUUUGUCAACGGCGUGGCGGUUCACUCGAUGGACUUUGAUGACACGUGGUACCCGGCCACUCAUCCCUCGGGGGCGGUGCUGGCCGCCCUGCUGGCCUUGGCGGAGGUCGCGCCCGGGAGGCCCUCCGGUGUGGACCUGCUGCUGGCCUUCAAUGUUGGCAUUGAGGUGCAGGGCAGACUGCUGAGGUUCUCCAGGGAGGCCUUCAACAUCCCUAAAAGAUUCCACCCUCCCAGCGUGGUCGGCGUGAUGGGCAGCGCGGCGGCCUCUGCCAAGCUUUUGGGUUUAUCGUCCGAGCAAUGCGCCAACGCUCUGGCCAUCGCGGCGUGCUCGGCCGGGGCGCCGCUCGCCAACGCCGCCACCCAAACCAAACCGCUGCACAUGGGCUACGCCGCCCAGAGGGGCCUGGAGGCCGCUCGGCUGGCCCAGACGGGCGUGCAGGGCAACCAGUCCAUCCUGGACGCGGAGCACGGCUUCGGGGUUUACUACGAAGACUACGAGCCGUCUGCGAUGACGCUCCCCGGGGUCGGCGGCUCAGGUUGGGUCCUCGAGGAGCAGGACGUGGCCUUCAAGCGCGUGCCCGCUCAUUUGGGGAUGCACUGGGUGGUGGACGCCGCUUUGACGGCUCGCGCUAAGAUACCAAACUUGGACGCGGGUCAGAUAAAACGCGUCACCCUCCGAGUUCCGCCAUCCAAGUACAUCGACUGCCCUUUUCCCACCACGGAGCACCAGGCCAGGCAUUCCUUCCAGUUCAACGCCUGCUCCGCCAUCCUGGACGCCGGCGUGUCGGUGGGCUCCUUCGCCACACCUCAAAGGGAGCGUUCGGAUCUCAAGGAGCUCCUGGCCAAAGUAGAGGUGCACGUUCCCGGGGAUAACCAUGCCAGCUUCGACAAGAUGUACGGCGAGGUCGUCAUAGAAAGCCACCGAGGGGAGAGCGUCUCAGCCAGGUGCGACACGUUCUACGGACACUGGAGGAAGCCGCUGAGGCAAGAGGACCUGGUGGACAAGUUCAUGUCGAACGCUUCCUCGGUGUUGAGCUCGGAGGGAGCCGAAGGCGCGCUGGACACCGUCGGAAACCUGGAGACCGAGGCGGAGUGCACGCAGUUACUUUCGUACUUGACGAUGACGACCGAGCAACGACACCGCAAGUGUGACUCCGGGGCUUUGUCGCAAAGCGUAUGAGAAAGAGGGAGUCAACGUUUACGCACACCAAACAAAACACUGUAAAUAUUGUUGCAUUCCAAUCAAAAGCAAGCACUUUAUCAACCCCAAAAAUAUUUGGUCAAGCGAUCAAUCCAGGGUGUACGCGGCCUCUCUCGCCCAAUCAGAUGGGUUGGGCGGCUCCAGCACGCCCGCGAGCCACGUGAGGAGAAGCCGUACGGAAAGUGGAUGGAUGGAUAUUUCAAAGUUUUUUUUUCUCACAUUAAAACAAUGAACACGGAAGUCAUGUUUCAGAAAUACAA
This is a messenger RNA of Phyllopteryx taeniolatus (common seadragon), 3867 nucleotides long. It is a transcript of the gene acod1, whose product is annotated as aconitate decarboxylase 1. The transcript has 5 exons. The record is from RefSeq and is a predicted model, not a curated record. Lineage: Eukaryota; Metazoa; Chordata; Actinopteri; Syngnathiformes; Syngnathidae. The coding region runs from base 2258 to 3586 and encodes 442 amino acids. Gene Ontology annotation, molecular function: lyase activity.